GAGGAAGUCACUGCCCCUUUCCCCCCCUCUCCUGCUCCAUCUCCCAGCCCAGCAUUGCCCCCGGCUGCAGGACAACCCCACUGCCAGCGCCGACCACCCGGGGAUGCACUGGGGGCAUCUCCUUCCCCUUCCCUCUGGCAUGGAGGCAAAUCCCAUCCUGUCCUUGUUCUUCCUCCCCCAGACAAGGAGCUGAAGAUGGAGACCAGGGAGGACAAAUCCCCGCAGCAGAGCCUCAUGGAAGAGGCCGUUUUGAGUGGUUCCACAGUGCUGGAAUCCAAUGGGGAGGAAAAGCCCCAGAGAUCCCGCAGGAAGAGGGGCUCCAAACCCAGCCCAGAGUGCUCUGAAGAGAAAAGACCCAGUCUGUGCCAGGAAGGUGGACAGAGCUUCAGCCAGAGCUCGAAGCUGGUGGUGAAUGAGCAGUUUCAUGACAGGGAGAAGCCCUACAAGUGCUUGGAGUGUGGGAAGAGCUUCAGCCGGAGCUCCAACCUGAUCCGCCACCAGAUGAUCCACACUGGGGAAUGGCCCUCCAAGUGUGGGGAAUGUGGGAAGGGCUUCAGCUGCAGCUCUGAGCUGAUCCGCCACCAGAUGAUUCACACUGGGGAACGACCCUACAAGUGUCCUGAGUGUCAGAAGAGGUUUCGGAUCAGCUCCCAUCUCAUCCUGCACCAGCGGAUUCACACCAAGGAGAGGCCCUUCCGCUGCCCCGACUGCAGGAAGGGCUUCAAGCAAAACUCCCACCUCAUCAGCCACCGCCGCAUCCACACCGGGGAGAAGCCCUAUGAGUGUCCCCAGUGUGGGAAGAGCUUCUCCAGGAACUCUCACUUGACUGAACACCAACGGAGGCACCGGUAAGGGAAGGCCUGCAAAUGCCCUGACUGCAGGAAGAGCUUUGUGCACUGCUCCAGCUUCAUCCCCCAUUGGAGGACCAACGUUGGGAAGAGCCCUGGUGACCCAUGUUCCCUGUGAUCCAUGCUGGGAAGAAACCUGUCUCUUUUCCUGCCUCUGGCAAUGACAUGAUGUGGGCUCAAAGAA
Molecule: messenger RNA, 1032 nt
Organism: Vidua macroura (Pin-tailed whydah)
Lineage: Eukaryota; Metazoa; Chordata; Aves; Passeriformes; Viduidae
Product: gastrula zinc finger protein XlCGF9.1-like
Exons: 1
Coding region: 196-852 (218 amino acids)
Biological process (GO): regulation of transcription by RNA polymerase II
Molecular function (GO): DNA-binding transcription factor activity; RNA polymerase II cis-regulatory region sequence-specific DNA binding
Source: RefSeq, a predicted model, not a curated record